Molecule: messenger RNA, 1107 nt
Organism: Oikopleura dioica
Lineage: Eukaryota; Metazoa; Chordata; Appendicularia; Copelata; Oikopleuridae
Source: the annotation of a GenBank genome assembly
AUGACUGAAGAAAAGAAACGCGGAAGAGGACGACCAAAGAAAACUGAUAUUCAAGCCUCUCAGUCAGAGGGAGAGCUCGAGUCCAACAAUACCGAGCGACGUGGACGAGGAAGACCAAGGAAGUCAGAUGGUCCAGGAAAGCCAAGAAGAAGCUCAACUCCAGUAUCGCGAUCUUCGAGCCGGGCCCCAAAGCGCGCCCCAAAGCGCAAGUCUGCGCCGGCGGACCAUGAUGCUCCAAAGCGAGUCCUUCGACAGCGAGAAGCCGACAAGAUCGUCGAAAUCGUGGACGAGAGGAAGUCGCGCGGCAACGUCCAAUUCAAAGUCGUCUGGGGCGAUGAGAACAAAUCUCCAAGUUGGGAGCCAGAAGAUAAAAUUCCAGAAGAGCUGAUCGAAGCCUUCCGAGAAGAGCCCGACUCCGAUAUCGAGUACGAAGUCGAGAAAAUACUCGAUACGCGCAAAAUGAAAGGCUCGAUCGAGUAUCUCGUACGAUGGGCUGGAUUCACCAGUGAACACGAUACAUGGGAGCCAGAGGCGAACAUGCCGAAGAAAAAGGUGAAGGAGUUCAAAAAACGACAAAACAACUCUGACGAAGAAGCAGACUCCGACGAUCCAGACAAGGAAUAUAUGGUCGAGAAAAUCAUCAUGCGCAAAGGAGUUGGAAAGCGACGCCUCUACCGCGUGCGCUGGCUAGGUUACAGCGACAAACACAACUCUUGGGAACCCGAGGAAAACCUGGCUGGCGCGAAGAGAAUGCUUCGCGAAUUCAAUAAGGUCCAAGAUGAGCGCGAGGCGAAGCAGGCCGAAAAAGAGUACGAGGUAGAGAAAAUCGUCGACGAGAAGCUCAUGUACAAGCGACCACACUUCCUAGUCAAGUGGAAAAACUACCAUUCUGGACACAACACAUGGCAAGACGAGAAAUCGCUUGCCGACUGCCAAGACGCGCUGGAGAAGUGGGCAAUCACCAAAGAGAAGCGCGUGGUUAGAAAGAAGGAGAACGCCGAACGUCGAGAGAAGAAGAAAAUCGAGGAGAAAGCGAAACGCGAAGAAUCAAAACUCGCCAAAGCUGCUGAAAAGGCAGCGAAGAAAUCCAAGACCACCACUGCCUAA